CCUCCUACACUAUGCACUGCUGUCACGUCUCCUAUAAAAUGGACCGACUUGUCUACGAAAGGUAUCAGUUCUGCAACUGUCUCAAAAAACACACCUCCGCUCCAACAUGAAGUUCAUCAUCCUCGCCGCCCUCGUCGCCGUCGCUGCUGCUGCUGACUACGCUCCCAAGUACGAAGCCCCCAAGUACGAGGCUCCUAAAUACGAAGCCAAAUAUGAGGCUCCUAAAUACGAAGCCCCCAAGUACGAAGCUCCCAAAUACGAAGCUAAAUACGAGGAAGUCACCUAUGCCCCUCAGCCAUACAGCUUCGGGUACGACGUCCAGGAUAAGGAAUCUUACAACGACUUUGAGCACAACGAGAAAUCCGACUACAACGUCGUCACCGGAUCUUACCGCGUCGCUCUCCCCGAUGGCCGCACCCAGAUCGUCAACUACAAGGCCGAUAAGGACGGAUACACCGCUGAUGUCAAGUUCGAAGGAGAGGCCAAAUACCCCGAGGAGCCCGCAUACAAGCCCGCUUACUCUGCCCCAGCCUACUCUGCCCCGGCUUACCCCGCUCCCGCUUACCCCGCUCCAGCCUACAAGGCCCCCGCCUACCCCAAAUACUAAGAUCCCAAAUCCUCUAUCCAAAUUUCUUUUAGCUUAAUUUAUUGACUUUUGAAACGAUGAUUUGAAUGUUGGUGAAAUUCAAGAUGUGUUAAAACGGCAAUACCAUCAUGGCCGUGCUA
Molecule: messenger RNA, 726 nt
Organism: Daphnia pulicaria
Lineage: Eukaryota; Metazoa; Arthropoda; Branchiopoda; Diplostraca; Daphniidae
Product: cuticle protein 10.9-like
Exons: 3
Coding region: 107-607 (166 amino acids)
Cellular component (GO): extracellular matrix
Source: RefSeq, a predicted model, not a curated record